This is a messenger RNA of Thalassophryne amazonica, 1548 nucleotides long. It is a transcript of the gene gpr61l, whose product is annotated as G protein-coupled receptor 61-like. Gene Ontology annotation, molecular function: G protein-coupled receptor activity. Gene Ontology annotation, cellular component: endosome; signaling receptor complex; plasma membrane. Gene Ontology annotation, biological process: G protein-coupled receptor signaling pathway. Lineage: Eukaryota; Metazoa; Chordata; Actinopteri; Batrachoidiformes; Batrachoididae. The coding region runs from base 168 to 1451 and encodes 427 amino acids. The transcript has 2 exons. The record is from RefSeq and is a predicted model, not a curated record.
GCUGUUCCAAGAUGGUCCCCAAGGCAUCUAAGGCUGUCAAGUUGGAGAGGCUCAGCCAGCCAGAUGGGACCUUUUGAAAGUCAUCCACACCAAGACCUACUCCAAAAGACUCAGGGCUUCCAGAUAUGAAGAGGUGAGGUAAAAAUGGAAAACUGUGUCACGGAGUAAUGGCAGUCAAGUCUCACCCUAUGAUCGCCUCCAUGACAAAUCUCACCACGGCUCCUUGGGAGUCCAGUCCUACAGUUCCUGCCAAUGUGGGCAUAGUUACAAGCUCCCAGUCACAGAUCAAAGACCUUUUUGGUUUGUUCUGCAUGGUGACCCUUAACCUGAUUGCUUUGUUGGCCAACACUGGCAUGAUGGUGGCCAUUGCCCGUGCUCCUCACCUAAAGCGAUUUGCGCUGGUAUGCCACCUCUGUGCAGUAGACCUGCUGUGUGCCAUUCUCCUCAUGCCACUGGGGAUCAUAUCCAGUUCCCCGUUUUUUGGCACGGUUGUGUUUACUGUUCUGGAGUGUCAGGUUUACAUCUUCCUCAAUGUUUUUCUCAUCUGUUUGUCUAUCCUCACAAUCACAGCCAUCAGUGUGGAGCGUUAUUUCUAUAUUGUACAUCCAAUGCGUUAUGAGGUCAACAUGACCAUCAACCUUGCUGUUGGUGUCAUGCUCCUUAUCUGGGUUAAGUCCCUGCUCUUGGCUUUGGUCACACUGUUUGGAUGGCCAGCUUAUGGCAACCAGAGCUCAAUUGCUGCAUCUCACUGUUCUCUUCACGCAAGCCACAGCAAUCUGAGAAAAGUAUUUGCAGUGCUCUUUAGCGUAGGUUGUUUCCUUGUUCCUGUGAUGGUUAUUUUUGCCGUUUAUUGUGGCGUAUACAAGGUAGCCCGUUCAGCAGCUCUGCAGCAAGCCCCUACUCUGCCAACGUGUGCCAUUACAAGCCCUGCCAAGAAUCGCUCAGACUCCAUCAACAGUCAGACCACGAUGAUUAUCACUGCCCGCUCCCUCCCACAAAGACUAUCUCCAGAAAGGGCCUUCACUGGAGGCAAGGCUGCCCUAACCUUGGUGUUUAUUGUAGGCCAGUUCUUGGUGUGCUGGUUGCCUUAUUUCAUCUUCCACCUGCAGAUGUCUCUGAGUGGCUCCAUGCAGAGUCCUGGAGACUUAGAGGAGGCCGUCACCUGGGUAGCCUACACUUCCUUUGCGGUUAACCCAUUCUUCUAUGGCCUGUUGAACCGACAGAUUAGAGAUGAGCUGGUAAAGUUUCGACGAUGCUGUUUGGCGCAGUCUGGGGAGUUUGGGCCUCCCAGCCACGAGGGGUCACUUCAGGAGAACUUCCUCCAGUUCAUACAGAGAACCACCGGCACAGCUGAAACACGCAAUAACUGUGGCAAGUCCAGCCCCAGAAACACUAUGGACCACAGCAUCAAGAUCCCUGGACAAAUACCCGAAGAACACACUGAGAAAUGAGAUAUUGUGUUAUGAACAUCAGUACUAACAUAGACGUUGAAUGUUUAAAUACUUAGCUUGUUUCUGUUUAAAAUGACCAAUACUUUAAUUAAAUGUU